Messenger RNA from Suillus fuscotomentosus, 2943 nucleotides. RefSeq lists its product as uncharacterized. The record is from RefSeq and is a predicted model, not a curated record. NCBI's taxonomy places the organism in Eukaryota, Fungi, Basidiomycota, Agaricomycetes, Boletales, Suillaceae. The transcript is spliced from 11 exons. Bases 1 to 2943 code for a protein of 980 amino acids.
AUGUUCUUUACUUCAUUGAGCAACCAGCCUGCCUGGACGGAAGAAGAGGUGACUAUGUUUGAGCUGAUGGGCACCGACUCAUUCACAUCCUUACUCGAUGAUCAGGCUGCAGGCCCUUCAGGCUUCACACAGGGCUUCCCUGGUCAAGUCCCACCAUUUGGUCUUCACCAUGGAUCUCAUGCAGCUCCUCAAGCUAGUCUUAUGGUUCCUCCCUCUACAAAUGUCAUUCUGCCGACACCGCUGAAGGACACAAAUCCUGGUUCAACCCUGGGGCCAUCUCGGCAACUUGACUUGAGCCACUACUUGCCUGAUGCCAGCACUCAUGAACAGUUUCCUGAAGAAGGUGCCUCACACUCCAAGGAGCCAUUGGUUGUGGGACGCAGAUCUGCCGAGAGCAAUGCUACACUUGAUGUAGGAUUUGCGGCUGUUGAACACACCCUGCUCGAGUUAUCCAGGUCAACUGUGAUACUAAUGCAUCAAGUGAUCAACCUGUUCAUGAACAGCUGUGGAUGCAAUGCAAGCAGUGUCAACUACUGGAAUCUUUAUUUCAAUUAUUUCAAGGACAAGUCUCAGCAGGAACUUGACCGACUUCAUCAAGAUCUUCUAGCUGGGGGACACACACCUAGUGUGACUGUGUGUAAAGAGUGCUACACAAAGUUCAAAGAACAAUACCCAGACACUUAUCAAGACAUCCUUGACAUGCAUGACGAGAUAUCUUUGCUAAGUGGAUUGCCUCAAACAGUUGGUCAGUGUGCACAGGCGUUUCAAUGGUUUCAGAAAAGGGUGACUGACAUUUUGUAUCUUGCAUCUGCCAAGUUUGGUUACGUACACACAACACCGGGUGCAACAGAUUUCUUUCUUUCACGAUGUCGUGCAGACAGUGACACCAUAAUCGGUCACCUCAAAGCCCAAGUUUAUAAUUCAACAUCAUUGUCUACCAUAGAGUUGGUGUUCAUGGAACAGGAAGAUGAUGUGGCAUCCUCCUCUAAGGUUGUAGAUUCCAAGCAGCCCGAUUCUAAGGACCCUGACCCUGAUGAUUUGGAUUUGGGUUCUGACCCUUUGGAGGGACGUGAGGAUAGCAUCAAAUGGAUCAAGAAGCAAAUCACAAAACAAGUCGCCAAGUUUGGAGGCAAAUUUGGCACCGACAGGACCUUCCCUUGGAAGCUCAUGCCAAAUGCACUUGCGGACGACAAUAUCUGCAUCAAGGGCUACCCUGCACACAAGUGUCUCCUUCCAGGUGAGUCGCAUGGGGUCAUCUCAAGUGCAAAGAGCAAGGGUGUGGCUAGCCUGACACAGAAGGAGGUUACUAUCAUCAUUGAAGCUUUGAAAGUCAAAACCAUGUAUGUCAAGAAAGUUGAUGUUGCACUACGAGGGGAAGUACUGUGCUCUGAAAGGCCCGUGAUUUUCAGUGAAGCUCCUCUAUCAGACUAUCCUCAUUCAGGCGCUCGAUAUCUGUUUAUUAAUGGUCACAUGGACUACAAUGGUCUCUCCCGCAUCAAGGUCAGUGGUGUGGCUACCAAAGUGAAGAAAUCCAUUACUUUGGCAGGCAAAUCCAUUAUGAUUUUUGAUAUAUCACCUCCUCUUCCAUCACGGCCUUUCAAGGUGGUCCCCAGGCCGCUAGCUCGUGAGAUGAUCGAAGUUCGAUCUACUUCCCCCGAUUCUCUAGAUGCAAAUGACCAAUGCCAACAGGACUCUGAGUUGGAGUAUGAAGAUGUGUCCCAUGGAAAGAGGAAGAAGCUGAAGUCCAGUGGUGAGCUGCGUGCAUCAAAGAUGUGUGCCUCACCUAUAGAUAUUUUUCAAAAAACAGCGAAGACAGGUGCACAAUCAAUGGAGACAUCAGUGCUGUCGCAAUUGGCAAAAAAAGGGGGUGCAUUAUCCCAAGUGACAGUAGGGUCGUCCAGCGACGAUCAAGACCCCCCCACAACUACUACUAUGUGCCUUCGUGAUGGCCCUUCCAAUCAGCCUGCAAACACUAAAGUUGCUAAGGGUUCUCAUACAAAGCUAAUAUCUCGUCAUGGCCGGGACCUUUACACCAUAUUCUCUGACAACGACUUGGAUAUGGUUGGCAACACUGACACUAAGUCCCAAAACAUUGCUCCAAGCAGUGUAGAUGGCCCUGAGACAAGUCCUGCAGGCGGGCCUGGUGAUACUCUCAAGGAGGGAGGAGCUGCAUUGGAGACCACCACUGCACACUUGCAGUCUCCAUCGACUUCAGUUCCGGUGCUGUUGGGACAAGGCAUAUCCUUACCUGUGGAUCUUUCUGCAGUACCUCUGGCAGGAGGGAGAGGAGAAGGAGGAGGAGGAGGAUUGGUGAGCCGAGGUGCCUUGGAUGAUGGCUUGACUGGUCAUGACCUACCAAAGUCUGACAACCUCCCUAUGGAUACAGACCAUCGAUUUGACGAGUCCGUGCACCCUUGUGAGUCUGAAGUCAGCGAUCCUCGUGAACCUAUCCAUCCAGAUUCUCAUGACCAUGUAUGUCCAGAUCCUCGCAACCAUGUCCAUCCAGAUCCUCACAACCAUGUCUGUCCAGAUCCUCGCAACCAUGUCCAUCCAGAUCCUUGCGAUUAUGUCCAUCAAGAUCCUCGUGACCAUGUCCGUCCAGAUCCUCACGACCAUAUCCAUCCAGAUCCUUGUGACCACACCCAUCAUGAUUAUAUAAAUGCCCCCUUCAGUGGUUCUCAUGGUCAUCUCCUUUCUAAUCCUCGUGGUCCUACUCAUUGGGAUGCUCCUCACCCUCUUGACCAUUGUGGUCCUCUGCCUAACCCUCGUGAAUGCCUUAGUCAAGAACCCCAUGAUCUUUGUGUGCUUGGUCGUAGUACUUGUGAAUCUUCUUAUCCUCCACAGGAUUAUCAUCAUCUCUGUCCUCAUGACUCAUUCUACCACCGCACUAGCAAUGCUCAUGACGACCUCCCCGAACUUCAGGAAACUCGUGGUUCUAUGUGA